Messenger RNA from Coccidioides immitis RS, 720 nucleotides. RefSeq lists its product as uncharacterized. The coding region runs from base 1 to 720 and encodes 239 amino acids. The record is from RefSeq and is a predicted model, not a curated record. The transcript is spliced from 2 exons. Lineage: Eukaryota; Fungi; Ascomycota; Eurotiomycetes; Onygenales; Onygenaceae.
AUGACAUUCAAGCCACCAUAUCAGGUGCACAUGGUCUUCAACACCCCAACUCUACAGAUGAUCUACCACCCACAGUAUCAGCAACUGAUUAAGUUCAAGUCUGACUUCAUGCUCUUCCAUGACAUAUUCAGCUGCAUGCUGGAUGUCCACCUAGACCCUGCCCACUCUGCACUGCUGCUGCAGCUGCUGGUGAUCCUCUGCCUGAGAGCCUUUCAGAAGAAUGUCUUCAGAAGCCUGGCUAACUGUAUCAUCCAGCAGCCACUCCAUUCCACUAGGCUUGAGAACACAGGCAAUGAUGAUAUAUCACUCACCCAUGCUGGUAUCUCACAAGUCUUUCAACAUUUCCACUUUCAGAAAGACAUCCAGUUCAUCACAGGCUCCAGAAUGAAAUACCAGCCAGAACUCACCAUCAUUAAGCUGGACAUGAUUGAUGAGCUGUCCCUGGCAGAUUGGGAGGCUGGUGGUCAAUCUUUGCCUCUGGAUGUGGCCCUUCUCUCAGUCCCCAGUAAUGUUGAUGCCUGGCUUGCCAUUGAACAAGGUCAACAUUCUGUUCCUACAGUAAUGUUCCCCAAUCCAGUAGUCUUUUUGCUGGCUAUUGAUGUGCAUUCCAGCAAGCUGAGCCACCAUCUUCAGGCUACUAUAGCUGAACAUCAUGUUCUGUACUCAUUUACAGAGAAAGAGAGCCAAUCUGCAAGCCAGCUGCAUACCAACCACAAGUAA